AUGAACCCAGAAGAGCAUUUAAUUUUACGAGUACCCGAAGACUGGCUAAGAGAGCUAGACCCAAAUUCAAAGCUUGAAAUCAUCCCUGACAACAACUCAGAUGAAGACCCUGGCCGAUUCUUUCAAAUCAAGCUCAACACACUGGAAUCAGUUGGAUUUUUACUAGACCUGCCUUGCAUAGUUGAAACACAUAAAACUCUGGACUACAUAAACUGCUUCAAAACAUCAGAUAUCUCCCAGCUGCUUUAUAUCGUCCCUGAGCACGAAAAAACCAAUCCUAGAGCCAAAAGUAAGAAAUAAAAUAGAGACUUCUUUAAGCCGAAUGCUAAUCAAAGGCGAAAAAUACAAAGUAAAGUCUGGAAUUACCCCAGGGACUCACAAUAUCACUUCAAGGUUCUUUAAGAGGGAAGUGGAAGAGAAUCCAGAAGAAGUCUCCAAGGUUGAAGCCUUGAUCAAAAAUGUAAUGGAGUGUGGAACUGCAAGGGUGGUCCAAGAAGAAAUCAUAGAGCUGCAAGAAGGGGAAAAUGUGCCUGAAAAUUAUGAGACCACUUAUGAUCCUAAAACACUCGAAGAUGAAGAAAUGGAUAUUGACUCAUAA
Molecule: messenger RNA, 598 nt
Organism: Blepharisma stoltei
Lineage: Eukaryota; Ciliophora; Heterotrichea; Heterotrichida; Blepharismidae
Source: the annotation of a GenBank genome assembly